AUGUCAAAGAGGACAGUAUUCACAACAAUCAGCCCCCUACCACCGGGCAUCACCCGAGAAGCGGUCCUCGACUUCCUGAAGGACCACCUGGGCAUGAUCGACCUGAACCCGCUGAUCAAGGAGCGCCAUCCCAUCAAGCCGCCUCCGGAGGCGGAGCCGGAGGAGGUCCACUGCACUUGGUACUCGCUGACGGACGAGAUCACCUACCUGCCCGGCGGGCUGGCGACGGGCGACGUCAGCUACACCUGCGCCUUCUACGACCUGCCCAACGGCAUCCAGACGCACUGCCGCGCGCCGCUGGGCGUCGACAUCCGCGCCAAAUGGAGCCUCAACGGCACCCUGCCCGGGGAGCCGCUGCAGCCCGUCGAGCUGGGCAUUGGCGCGCCGCAGACGGGGCUGUAUAUCCGCGAGGACGUCGACCUGCGGUGCAAUCUGCUCAUGGCGGGCUUCGUCAAGAAGAACCUCAAGAAGUCUCACGGCGUCCUGAUCGACCGCCUGGUGUCCAAGGCGCGGCUCAAUGCCCGCAACGGCUCCGGCGACCACCAGCAGCGCGACCGCCUAAGCACAGGGGAGAAGCCGUCGUCAUUGCGAUCAUGGAGCCCGGCGCGACCUCCGCCGUCACAACCUCUCGGGUGGCCGCCAGCGACACAGGACAGCGCGGCUACGCCGCCGCGUAGGACGAGCCCUGCGCGGUAUCCGCCAGCGUACACACCGUCCGGCCGAUACCCGAGUCCUCACCAGAGGGACAUGCACAAUCAGCUGCAUCUGUACCAAGCUAACGGCCAUGAUCACGUUGUCCCUCACCAGCAAGGACACGGACAGUAUGACUCCGCGCCCGUCUCCCAAAGGUCAAGCCCUGCACCGCCGUACACCCUCCCCACGCCUACGAACCGUGACCCAUCCCUCUAUCCCAAUCCCCUACGGCUGCGCAACUCAUCAACCAGCUCCGCAGGCAGCCAAAGGGAUAUCAGCGCUCAACCGUCUUGGAACCAAGACAGCAGCAUCAGCAGCCACCACCACCAGCACUCGAGGAGCGCCAGCACGCAAAGCCAGCCGCACGCAGACUACCCCGAGAUGAACCCCUACUCCGACGGCGCAGGAGAGGACACCACGCCGCAGGAGCAGAAGCAGCCGCAGCCGCCCGUGUUCAUCGCGGAGCUGAGCGGGCACGAUCCGCGCGACGUCAUCUACCGGGCGGGCUUCAGGCCAGACGAGCUGGCGGAUCACCCGGCGUCGCUGCGGCCUGGGACCAACAGCAGCAGGAUGGCGGGGACGCUGAGUGGGCCGUUCGUCGCCGAGCUGGAAUGA
This is a messenger RNA of Phaeoacremonium minimum UCRPA7, 1308 nucleotides long. RefSeq lists its product as hypothetical. The transcript has a single exon. NCBI's taxonomy places the organism in Eukaryota, Fungi, Ascomycota, Sordariomycetes, Togniniales, Togniniaceae. Bases 1 to 1308 code for a protein of 435 amino acids. The record is from RefSeq and is a predicted model, not a curated record.